CAGAGGGGGAGAAAGAGACGCCGAAGAGGGCAGAAACACAAGAGAGGGGCAAGUCUUUUUUUUCUACGACAGCUCGGGAAGAAACCAACUGUGUCGACUUGGUUGGGAUGGAGCUGAGCAUUUUCAUUCUGAGCCGUGAAAGCAGCCUUUUCGUGGCGUCCACCUAAAGUCGGGGGCAUUUAGCGCAGGGUCGGGGAGCAUUUUUCUGUUCGGUCCCGGGGGUUUGUGUUUGUAUGAAUCUGUUGCUAGCAGCGCUCCGAUGCUAUUUAGCCCCGCUGCUAAGCAGCUAGCCAAGACUGCGAGUCAAUUGUGUCGGAGAUUUCUUCAUUACAUUUAAAAAUAGUUACACUAAUUUAACACUCUCGGGAAUAAUUUCUUCCGUUGAGUUGUGCAUUUCCCUAAGUGACGAGACGUUAAAAAGCCCACGGUAGAGUUUCAAUUUCUAUUUAUUUUCAACAGGGAGUUUUUUUCCCUCUCCAUUAGCUUGUUAGCCGCUCUGGUUGGUUUAGUCCAGCUUGUUAGUAGUGUCGCUCCAUACACAGAGAUUUCUGUCACCCAGAACAGCCCACUGACAAAAACAGCGCCGAGUGUGUUUUUUCCCCCUCUUUUUAUGUGCAUGUGAACAUUUAAUGAUUUUAUUGCAGGCUGUAAGUUGUUUAAGGAGCCGAUGCGCUGUUUGGAUGAGAUGCCGCGCGUGUGAUACUUCAUGUUUCCAGGGACGCUUUUAUUUUCCUGUUAGAUCGCUUCGGUGGGGGUUUAUGUUUUUGCACGACUGCUGGUUUUAAGUACUAAAUUUUCCCAGGUGUUGCAUGUGGUCUGAUCCCUUUUUGUUGCAUAGAUCCAUGCAAACUGGUCAUCCGCGUAUGAACAACAUUGACGCGUCAUUUUAGUGAAGGGACAUUUCAGAUUCCGAUCCUGUUUUCAUUGUUUUCACAUAGUCUUUCGUUUGGCUCCACGUUUUAUAUUCGCGUUGGUGGCGGUGUAUGAUCACGAAGGCUGAUCGUUGCACGCCUCUUGAACGUUUUCGUUGGUUUCGCGGUGUGGAAACGGCGAGAUUUUGGCUUUAAGUAUUAUGGAUGAACAGACCCGAAUGCUGGCUAGCAUGGGCGGACUCGGCGGACUGUCUCAAUCCGACGUGGGUGACCCCGAUUCGGUUCGGAAGCAGCAAUCCCUCGGUCAGCCGCAGCAAGACAUUGGGGAUAUUCUCCAGCAGAUCAUGGCCAUCACCGAUGAGAGCCUGGACGAAGCCCAGGCGAGAUGCUGGCCAGAGGAGGCACCGGCGCAGUGGACCCCACAGAGGGAGGGGGAGCUGGGGGGGAGCACAGCAGGGUGUGCCCUGCCGCUCAACUUCCAGCACAGGAAACAUGCCUUGAACUGCCACAGAAUGAAGCCAGCUCUCUUCAGUGUUUUAUGCGAGAUCAAAGAAAAAACAGUGCUGAGCAUUAGAGGUGUCCAGGAGGAGGAUCCCCCUGAUCCCCAGAUCAUGCGUCUGGAUAACAUGCUGCUGGCUGAGGGCGUGUCUGGACCUGAAAAGGGCGGUGGCUCUGCAGCAGCGGCCGCAGCUGCAGCGGCGGCUGGGGGAUCGCCCAACGAUGGCAGCAUCGAACACUCCGACUACAGAGCCAAACUCGCACAGAUUCGCCAGAUCUACCACUCUGAACUAGAGAAAUAUGAACAGGCUUGCAGUGAGUUCACCAAUCAUGUGAUGAACCUGCUGAGGGAGCAGUCCCGUACGCGGCCCAUCUCACCCAAAGAGAUCGAACGCAUGGUGGCCAUCAUCCACCGCAAGUUUAGCUCCAUCCAGAUGCAGCUCAAGCAGAGCACCUGUGAGGCUGUCAUGAUCCUGCGCUCCCGAUUCCUCGAUGCCAGACGUAAGAGACGCAACUUCAAUAAGCAAGCAACAGAGGUGCUGAAUGAGUAUUUCUACUCUCACCUCUCCAACCCUUACCCCAGUGAGGAAGCCAAGGAAGAGUUGGCCAAGAAGUGUGGGAUCACUGUCUCUCAGGUCUCGAAUUGGUUUGGCAACAAGAGAAUUCGAUACAAGAAGAACAUUGGUAAGUUCCAGGAGGAAGCAAACCUGUACGCCGUUAAAACAGCAGUGGACGCUGCCAAUGUGUCAGCACAAGCCAGCCAGGCAAACUCCCCAGCAACACCCAACUCAGGUGGAUAUCCUGCACCAUGCUACACACCUGACGGCAGGCUAUGAAGAUAUGUCAGGAAGUCCUCUUUACACCCCACACCAUCUAGACGCUAACAACAGCUGGCAAGACAACACCAACCCCUCUUCCGUCACCUCUCCACGAGGACCACCUGGCAGCAUCCAUUCAGACACCUCCAGCUAAUGCAGCUCACACUACUCCACAUACAUUCACUGAUAUACACACACACACACACACAGAAUCUUAUCAUCCAGUCUCUUCCCUGUUCUCCCUCUCACAGCAUUCAUCCUUCAAACUAGCAUAUGUCAAAGUUCUUCCAUAGUCCUCAUUCCCACUUUCUCUUGGUGUGCCAGGGUUCUCACUCUGAACCAGACUGAUUGAAAUGCACACACGCCCACUCCCAUGCACACACGCUCGCUCCUCUCGAGCAAAAGAUGCGGCAAGUUUUGCGGCAGCUGAAUGACUUCAGUGUCUGAUUACAUGACUGAAGCUCUCGCUGAAUAUGAGUGACAGAUGACGCUGAAUAAAAGACGUCCUCACCAGCGUUGUUCUGUGGAAAACACAGGGUUAACACUCUACUCCCAACUCCAUGCCAACAUUCCUUUUCUGACCUGUCAUAAUGGAGAUUACACAACCCUCCUUGCUUGUACCAAAGUGCUGUCAAUGGUUGUCGCACCUUCCGCUCGUCGAAGAACAACCUCAGACAACUGAACCGUAAAGACGCCAUGCAAAUCUUCUUUAGUCCACUUGUGCAUUUUUAAUAUCAUUAUCGAUCAGUUCUGUGCUCUUUGUUACUGCUUCAGUAUGGAAAAUGAUGUAUUAAUGACUACAAGCAUUUAUUCUCACAGACCAAGCUGUCCUCCAUUGUUCAACGUUGUGUUAAGCACAAAAUCGUAUCAAAAAAACUUUUACCUGGUGGUUGGAUAGAGAAGAAUCCAUCUGCGUGAAGGUACACGGGAAAUUGAACAGUAUAAAUUGAUCACAGAACAGUUUGCCGUGAAAGAUGACAGAUCUGCAGUUGAGGAAUGAGUGGGGGGGAAAAGAGUUUUUGAUCUGCGGUCAAUGGCUACAUUUUUCUUCAACCCCACUUAGUCUCUUUGACCUUUUUUAAUAGUUUAGUUAAUUGUAUUUUUCCUGCAGCUUCCCCACCCCACACGAAGAAUGCACCAGCCACCAAAUAAAAGACACUAGACUUAACAAAAACUUGACCUUGUGUUAGAAAGGGGUUGGAGGGAUACGUGGAGUAUUAGUUUGGGCUGGGAAGAGGGUGGGUAUUAGAAAUAUUUUUAAAGGUAAAGAAAAAAGAUAUUCCACUGUCUUCCAUGCAUGUAGGGUGUUGAGAUGUUUUCGUGGUUCCGUUUAGCCUGUCGGUUUAACUUUUUUAACAAAAAAUAUUAUUAAAGGGAGAGGGUAUUAUUAACAGACCAAAUAAAUAAAUGAAAACGAAAGUAUACCCAUGACGCACGUUAUACUGCCCAAUGCGGUGCUGUGGGCUGGUGUUUCUGUGGUAUUUUGUCACAUGUUUUCUUAACAGGUAGCCAUGCAAUUUCACUUGACACACUGACCACAACAUGUAUCUGAAAAUGUUUUUGAGGAGGCCAUAGCAGCCUGGCUUCAAUUGAAACCUGUAUUGCUCCGAACCAAUAUUCUUGACUAUGAGAAUUGUUCUCUGAAACGUGGAAGUGAAUUGUGCUAGUUACAUUUAUCAAGGAAUUGUUUUAAUUUGCCGUCUGUCCUUUGGCCUCUCAUGUUACUAUGAUGUGUCUGUAUGGGUGUCUUUUUUUAUAAGGGUUGGGUUGUCUUGUCACUCACUUUGCUGUGCUUUUGAACUGAUUGUAUUGUAUGUGCAAUUGAAAGCACCUGUUCCUUGGGAAAAGCAUGCUGUCCUUUUAUGUUGCCUACUAUUUCUCAAAACAAAGGAACUCUCGUUUUUAUUUUUAUUUCAAAAUCCGUUAACAUAGCCAAGCAACAAGGGCUUUUCUCUUUUCAAAUUUAACCAAAAAUAAGCACUGGAUGUGUUGUGAUUUUAAACAGACAGACUAAACUUAAGACUGAGGAACUUCAAAUGAAUUUCUAUUUACUUUUUCCAGACAAGUUAUUUGUAUUCCGGAACAAUGUUUUUUGUGUUUUGCUUUCUUUUUCCCCAACUUUACCUUUAGUUGUGGAAGCACCAGGGCGUUUUGAUAUAUGAAUGGGAAUUCUAUAUAUGAAACAAAGGACUUAAUAACUUUGAAAUGUAAAUUGGGGUUUUGUUCAUAUGUACACAUCGAGAAACAAACUCUGAGGAGCUUUUCAAUGUAUUAUUCAGAUCAUUGUGUCUUCUAUAGAUUACUGUUAGUUAUGAACAUUUCAUAUGGAUAUCUCUAACUAAUGCUAUUACUACACCAAAUUUCAUUAUAUGUUUUCUUUUUCUAUCAGUCAUCUAUGGAUGUCACUGUACAGAUUGUGGAAUGUUUCAGUGUAUUCCUCUUUGUAUGCCUAUUAUUAUUUUUUCUUUUUAUCGCUGGGGGUUUUGGAUUUACCCGUGAGCAAGAGUAAUAGUUGUUAGUCUUUGUAAUAUUCAUUUUAGCAUUUUCAGUUAGAUUUUUAUUUCUUUCAAUUUUGAGUCUCCAGUGUUAUUUUGUGUGGUUUUGCCAGAACUGGUAACAUUUGUUUGUGGUGCUAUGAAAGUUCACUCUGUUUAUUACACUACGAAUUGUCAGCUCUGAAGAUUAUGAAAUAAAAUGCAUCCUAGUAAUUGCACAUGCUAGUGAUUGCUAACAGAAAAAUGAUAUUAUUCAUCACUUCAUCACUGGCUAUUGGAGUUCUGUAAUGUAAUAGAAUUAUAGUCUGAGGUGGAUUCCACAGCACCAAAUCAAAUGAUAUCAGUGCUUUCUUUUUUUCCUCAAUUUGUAUAAUUAUUUUACUAGAAUUGUAGUACAUGCUUCCUUCUGUAUUCACUGUUCUCUUCCUCUUCUCUACCUCUCCUCUCUCCAUUUCACUUGUAUAUAAACCCCACCAUUUUCAGACUUGGUAGUCUGUAUAAACUCCUUUUAUACCUCAACUUUAGAACUGUUCUAGUGAGAGAGAAAAAAAAAGAAAUAUGAGAAAAUUGUAGUGUUCCUUAUUAGAAAAACAAAAACUAAUAAAAUAAUCUAGUGUGCUUUUGA
Xyrauchen texanus (razorback sucker) is the source of this 5308-nucleotide messenger RNA. It is a transcript of the gene pbx4, whose product is annotated as pre-B-cell leukemia transcription factor 4. Gene Ontology annotation, molecular function: RNA polymerase II cis-regulatory region sequence-specific DNA binding; DNA-binding transcription factor activity, RNA polymerase II-specific. Bases 1073 to 2206 code for a protein of 377 amino acids. Gene Ontology annotation, biological process: neuron development; embryonic organ development; animal organ morphogenesis. Lineage: Eukaryota; Metazoa; Chordata; Actinopteri; Cypriniformes; Catostomidae. The transcript is spliced from 9 exons. The record is from RefSeq and is a predicted model, not a curated record. Gene Ontology annotation, cellular component: nucleus.